Messenger RNA from Humulus lupulus (European hop), 1762 nucleotides. Its product is annotated as uridine/cytidine kinase UKL1, chloroplastic. The transcript has 14 exons. The record is from RefSeq and is a predicted model, not a curated record. Gene Ontology annotation, molecular function: kinase activity; ATP binding. Gene Ontology annotation, cellular component: chloroplast; cytoplasm. Bases 120 to 1547 code for a protein of 475 amino acids. NCBI's taxonomy places the organism in Eukaryota, Viridiplantae, Streptophyta, Magnoliopsida, Rosales, Cannabaceae.
AGUAGUAGGCAGGCAGUACUGGUCGUUCAAAACGCAGGGUCGUAAUCGUCCAAAGCUGAGUUUGCAGUGAUUCUUUUCCAUUCAAUUUCAACUUCUCUUCUGAUCUCAAGACUGUAACCAUGGCGGAGGAGACCAAACCCAUAGACUACGUCAUGGAGGCUGCUUCUGGUCCUCACUUCUCCGGUCUCCGUCUCGAAGGCCUUCUCUCUUCUUCGCCUACUUCCUCCUCUGCCGCCUCCGCUGCUUCUCUUCUCACCGACGCUGAUGCCCCCACGCAGCCUUUCGUCAUCGGUGUUUCGGGAGGUACGGCCUCUGGGAAGACCACCGUCUGUGAUAUGAUCAUUCAACAACUUCACGAUCAUCGCGUCGUGCUCGUUAAUCAGGAUUCCUUUUACCGUGGUUUGACUCCUGAGGAAUCAGAGCGUGUCCAUGAGUAUAAUUUUGAUCAUCCUGAUGCUUUCGACACUGAGCAACUUUUAGAGUGUGUUCAAAAGCUCAAAUCUGGACAUUCUGUUCAAGUUCCAAUCUAUGAUUUCAAGAAACAUCGCAGAUGUUCUGAUAGUUUUCGACAGGUCAAUGCUUCUGAUGUUAUUAUAUUGGAGGGGAUUCUGGUUUUCCAUGACCAACGAGUCCGCAGUCUGAUGAAUAUGAAGAUUUUUGUUGACACAGAUGCUGAUGUAAGGCUUGCUCGUAGAAUAAGGAGAGACACAGUAGAGAGGGGUAGGGACAUAAACUCUGUUCUUGAACAGUAUGCUAAGUUCGUUAAGCCUGCUUUUGAUGAUUUUGUUCUUCCAUCCAAGAAGUAUGCUGAUGUUAUCAUUCCUCGUGGAGGUGAUAAUCAUGUUGCCAUUGAUUUGAUUGUGCAACAUAUUCGCACAAAGCUUGGCCAACAUGACCUUUGCAAAAUAUAUCCUAACGUCUAUGUUAUCCAAUCAACAUUUCAGAUAAGAGGAAUGCAUACACUGAUUCGAGAUAAAGAAAUAUCAAAGCAUGAUUUUGUGUUUUAUUCAGAUCGGCUUAUUCGUCUGGUUGUGGAGCAUGGGCUUGGCCAUUUGCCAUUCACUGAGAAGCAAGUUGUAACUCCAACAGGAUCAGUAUAUACUGGGGUUGAUUUCUGCAAAAAAUUAUGUGGGGUUUCCAUUGUUCGAAGUGGCGAGAGCAUGGAAAAUGCAUUACGUGCGUGUUGCAAAGGUAUAAAAAUUGGAAAAAUCCUAAUUCACCGUGAUGGAGACAAUGGGAAGCAGCUUAUAUAUGAAAAACUUCCCAAGGAUAUUUCAGAGCGUCAUGUCCUGCUUCUAGAUCCUGUUCUUGCUACAGGUAAUUCUGCUAACCAAGCUAUAGAGUUACUCAUACAGAAAGGAGUUCCUGAAGCUCACAUUAUAUUCCUGAACUUAAUUUCGGCUCCUGAAGGAAUUCAUUGUGUUUGCAAACGAUUCCCAUCCUUGAAGAUAGUUACUUCGGAAAUCGACGUGGCCCUGAAUGAAGAAUUUCGUGUCAUUCCUGGUAUGGGCGAGUUUGGUGACCGUUACUUUGGCACCGAUGAUUGAUCACUGGCACAAACAACCAAUACAGUGAUUGGUCAGACAAUCCAGUAGGGUUGUGGCUUAUGCAAUAUCUUGUUCUUAUCUGAGAAGCAAAGUUUAGAGUAUUUUGACACGUAUGGCGUCAAAUGCAUGAAUUUGUACUGUCUGAUCUGAUACAGCAUACAAUACUUAAUUAAAUAUGUAUUUGGAGGAUAUGGUCUCCAAUUUUUAUUACUUUA